Molecule: messenger RNA, 626 nt
Organism: Seriola dumerili (greater amberjack)
Lineage: Eukaryota; Metazoa; Chordata; Actinopteri; Carangiformes; Carangidae
Gene: thrsp
Product: mid1-interacting protein 1-B-like
Exons: 1
Coding region: 59-478 (139 amino acids)
Biological process (GO): regulation of lipid biosynthetic process
Cellular component (GO): cytosol
Source: RefSeq, a predicted model, not a curated record
UGCUUCCUACUGUACGCCACCACAGUACAGGAACAGCUGACCACAUCCAACUGGAACCAUGCAGUCUGCCGACGCCAAAUUCAACAAAAAAAGCCUUCUCCUGGCUCUGAGGCGAUACAGCUCAGCCAUCAGUGACAUGGAGCAGACCAUUCUCCUGCCAAGCCUGCUGCGAGACGUGCCCUCUGAUGAGGUGUGGGACAGUGAAGCAGCAGAGGAGUCAUGUGAAGACUUGUAUGGAAACUACCUGAUGCUCAAAGCCAUAAGAAACACAGUGGAGAGUGGCCUGAUUCCCCUGGAUGACCACAAGACAAAGAACACCACAGUGCUCAACAACACCCUAGAGCCUCUUCUGAACACAGAUCCUGAAGCCCUCUUCCGCUUCCACCUGAGAGGGCUGUUUUCUGUGAUGAGCGAACUGACCAAGAAGACUCGGAGCCUUACUGAUAAAUAUAUGGACAUCAUUGGAGCAGCAAAUUAGAAAACAGUGUUAACAUAUAUGGACAUCAAGCAAAAGAUCGGGUGUUCAUAAAAGUGUGGUAUAUGUAGCAAAGUCACCUGAACGUCUCAAAUGUCUGAAAUGUUUACAUUCAGUGACCCCAUGUUUCUAACACUGCAAAUAUGGAUUA